Molecule: messenger RNA, 1653 nt
Organism: Punica granatum (pomegranate)
Lineage: Eukaryota; Viridiplantae; Streptophyta; Magnoliopsida; Myrtales; Lythraceae
Source: RefSeq, a predicted model, not a curated record
UAAUAACCGCAAUCGGAAACAGAAGCAGCUCAGGCUCAGCUCCUCCUCUUCCCCUCCGUCCCUUUCGUUCUUCAACUGGAAGCUCUUGUCUCUGUUCUGCUCUGCUCCUCUCUCUUAUCGGUGUUGGGUUGGCUGCGGAGAGGAGGUGGGUGUGGAGAGAAAAAACUAUGGUGUUAACUUCUUCCCCAUCCUCCGCAUACACACCCAUUAGAAUCGGACACUUCUCUACCACCAUCUCCUCCUCCUCCUCCUCUAAGCACCACACCCCUCGAUUGCACAGAUUCUCUUUGCGGGUCGUCGCGAACCAGUCCAUAGAAGAUGGGUCGACGGAGCAGUUCCUGCAGAACAGCAUCUCGAUCGCGGAUUUCAUGAGGUUCAAGAAAGGCAGCGUUAAGGGCAGCGGCGAGCUGCAGACCGCCGUCGUCAGCUACCGGAAGAAGUUCCCUUGGUCCCUUCUCUGGCCUUUUCUUCAGGUUGAUUUGGUGUCAACAAUUCAUAUUGCCGAUAAGGAGUACUUCUCGACCCUCCAGAAAGAGUUAGAGCCAUAUGAUUGUGUGCUUUACGAGAUGGUCGCCAGUCGAGAGAGUCUGGAGAACCGACGAAAUCCAGCAGCGACCAAGAGACUCAAGAGCUCACGCUCACGGGGUUUUAACAUAUUAGGUUGCAUCCAGAGACAGAUGGCCCGAAUUCUAAUGCUUGAUUUCCAGUUAGAUUGUAUUGACUAUCAGGCUGAGAAUUGGUACCACGCUGAUCUCGAUUUCGAGACUUUCAAGUUACUUCAGCUUGAAAAAGGUGAAAGCUUCUUCACGUUUGCAAGGGAUAUGACCAUCAAAUCAACAAAAGCAAUGGUCCAAACGGCUACAGUUCCAGAAGGCCUCGGGCCUUGGAGAUCCAAACUUCUAUGGGCCUCACGGGUGCUCCCGAUGCCACUGGUGGGCCUACUUAUUAUUGGAAGUGUUUGUGCCGAGGGAGGAAGUCAGGCAACAGAGUACCCUGAACUCGAAGCUCUAUCGAGACUUGACUUGGGUUCUGCAUUGAAGGUGUUUUUGGCUAGAAGACUGACAUCUGAGUUCACACAAGUGACCGCAGAUGUGGAGGAAAAGUCUGUUAUAAUUGGGCAGCGGAACAAAGCAGCAAUUGAUGCCCUGAGAAGGGCCAUUGAAGAUGGGCACAGGAGAAUAGCAAUCCUCUACGGAGGAGGUCACAUGCCCGACUUGGGGAGGCGACUGAGGGAAGAGUUUGAUUUGGUUCCCUCGCGGGUCCAGUGGGUGACUGCAUGGUCCAUUAGGAACCGGGACGUGGAGACCAGUCCUAUCCCAUUCCUUAAGACGAUGGCUGAGGUUUCUGGGUGGCCACUGAACCGGUACCAGACCCUAGCUCUUCUGAUCUUCUCAUUGGUCCUCGCAGUUGAUCUGUGGUUCUGGGAGCUAUUCUUCGGGACCACUGUGAACUGGGUCUCAGAGAUCGCAAUGGAGGUUUCUCGUUACAUUGACAGUGUACAGGUGAUGUAGUUACAACAAUGGGUACCCACUGGGCCAAUGUAAAUAUGAUUAUUCAACCUGCAAAUGAUUUGGCAUGGACGAUGAUUGAAUCUGGUAGAUUAAACAAUUCAUCUAUUUGUCACAGUGAAUAUAUUCAACAGCUUUGCAUCAA